CCAUAUUAUUUGUUGUGGUUUCCCUUCGUACCAUGAUUUUACACACGGAUGUUGGAUUUACUGUGGUGCUGUGCUCCAACUAAAAACUACACACAGAAAAGGGAGCAGCUUGAUAAUGAACCAAAAUGGCACGCAAUUAUACAGACAGGAACAGUUAAAUGGAUACACGUACUGCAUCCGACAGAUAUUUGAAGAAAACGCUCUCGGUUAUGCUCACAGUGGUGGGAACGCCAACAAACUCAAUAAGUGUCAUGGUAUCUCCAAUGAAAGCCAACUCUAUCCAAAAUCAGUCAGUGAGCCUUGUCCAAAGAAAGAACCUCGACCUCGGCAACGUAAGGAGAAAGGUGGACCACCUUUGGUCCUUCCCCCAGCCGCAGACGGGCGACUUAAAUUUGCUGACCGCCUGCGGGCUCUGCUUAAGCGAGAGAGUAGCAUAAGCAAUUCGGCGGACGGUUUUCCUCAAGACCCUUACGCUUUCUCUGAGCCACCUCCUCCCUCAUGGACAGACGUCCCGCUCCAAGAAAAUGGAGCAGUCGAGCAGUCCUGCCAGCAACUCGCAUGCAGGCAGGUGGGUAAUGGAGCAGCCUCGAAAACCAUGAAUCGUCUACAGGCGAAAAUAGCACAAAACAAGUUGUUAGACAAACUGAAGAAGGCACAGGAUGCAUCUAGUCACAACCAUUACAACCACCGGCCAUCACCGCCUGCCGCUGUCCAAAAUCACGUCGCGAGGGUAGACUGCAGGCAGGCAGCUCACCCUCCGUCGUGGUACCAAACACCACCAGUUGUCCCGAAGCUGGAAGCGCAGGAGACCGGGAGAGUGCCGGUGCACCUUGGGGCUCAGGGAGGGCCUGCAAGGAGGUUGAUACCGGCAGUGUCUCCACUGAAGGCAAAGGAGAAAACUCGGGACAAGUUAACGAAGGAAAGGAUAAAAGCAAAGUUACUGCCUGCCCCUUCUCCCGCAAUCCGUGUGCCUCCGUAUGCCGGGACAUCCGACGGACAGUCGGCACUCCGUAGCUUUAAGGACUUCUGGUGCUUGGAAAAGAACCUGUGGAGAAAUGAUGCUUUGCGCACUACAGAAAUGGAUAGCUCGGAUAGUGACUUGAGUGAUGAUGAUGACAGUAUGGUGCAGAAGCCACCGUCUUUUUGGAAUUGGGAUCUCGACUGCAGUGAUGCUUCUACUGUGAAAAGUGUACGGUACCUGCGAAUUCAGCGGCUGCGAGCUGAGCUAAGGAGAACCUAUGAGAUGUUGUGCAAGCGGCAAACCACAGUGCAGCCCCAGCUGCAGCAGCAGACUGCCCUUGUGCAUCACCUGACAGCAGCAGCACGCCAGAACCCCGACCUUGCUGCACAAAUUCUGCUUGACCGAGAGGAGAGCCGAUCGCAUCGAAGUUUAAAACAGUCAUCCAUAGAUAAAAGAAAAUGCUGUUACCAACAGGAAGAUGAAGUCUGUUCCCGCCCAGCAUUGCCUUACACGAGGCACUGCACAAAGCACAUUAUGUACAAUGUUGACCAGUUGUUAUUUGAACACUGCACUGCCAAAUUUGCAGACAACACCCAGUGCUGUAUACCUGUGUUUGACAUGUGCCAUGAGCUACCACUGUGUCUGGAACAUGCCAAGAAGAGGGAUAACUACAACAAGAUGGCAUCAGAACCCAAGCCAAAGAAGCCUAGGAAGAAAUCCAAGCCUCCUGCACUGACACGGCCGCCCAAGCGGGGCAAGAAGAAGAAGCCUCGAUCUGGCAGCCUCCGUCCCUCGCCUACACCACUCUUUCACAGCUCCGCAGCCAGCCUCGACCAAGGCAUACCAGCAGCAACAAGCGUGGGGUCUCAGCGGCUACCGACACUUCCUCCGGUUGCGUCACUGAGGUCCCUACCGUCUCCAAGUUCCUCCUCAUCAUCCCUAUCCUCGUCUUCUUCCUCUGCCUCCUCGCCUCCCUUUGAGCCUGUCCAAGUACCGCCCGUGAUGGAAGUUGGUCUUUCCCAAGCUUCUGUUCCACUGGCUCCCAAUUCCGUGAUAAAGGCAGAACGGGAAAGCCUCAUUCCUAGCCAUCAUCAGUUGCCAACGAGUAUUCCCUCAAGUCCAGACGUGGAAAACUUUGGCUAUGUGGCAGCGAGUGUCAGUGCAACGUCAGUAGGAAACAGCAAUAGUACUGGUGGUAUUAUGAAUGGUCCACAUAAAGAGCUCGUUGAGCGAAUGGAGCCCGACCUGGCUGCAGACCUGGAAAAUCAAUUUUCACCUGAUACAAUAGACAAAUCCCUGGAGCUGCCUCUUGAUGCUGCAGAACUAGCAAGCCAAGCUACUAAGCUGCUGGAAGAGCAUGAUUUCACCGAAGUCCUCAAUAAAAUAUCCGACGAUGCAUUCAGCGACUUCUUUGCAGAAUCCAAGAAUGGAGAGUAUGUUCCCAGUAAAGAAGAGACAGAGGAGUUAGAGCGUGCACUUGCUGCAGUUUCUAAGGAUGUGCACCUUGCUCGUGAGUCCCUGGCAAAAUUGUCGGGCGGAACGGGCGCCACAACAGCGGACGUGGCAGACCUGCCCGAACUGGAUGCCUUUCCUGAUCUGCCGCUUAGCUCGAGUGACCUGAACUCUCUGACCCAAGCUCUCAUGGGCAGCAACAAUCCUGAAGUGCUCAGAACUGUAGCCAUGUUGACAUCGGACCUGGGAGCCACGGCGGAUAUCACCUACGUUCCGCACUCUGUGUCAAUGGUGGACAUGACAAGCACCAACAGUGUAACUGGCAGCUUUGUUCCCAUACAGCCCGUAACUUCAGCAGAGACUUGGAUGCUUCCAGACCAGACUGUUUAUGCGCCAGUCGCACAGGGAGCGCAGGCACCUCACCAGGGUGCUCUCUCUAAACAGUCAGUGUUGGCACAAGAAUCGGUGUCCUAGCAGCACACUGUGCUAUGCACUAACCCCGGGUCUGACGUGUGCUGUUUGUCGGUGAUGCAUCCUUCUGGGUUGAGCUGUAGGCCGUGCGGUGAACCACAGUAAGGACGAGGCAGCGGCUUGUUUUUCGGCGAGACUAGGGUAUCUCAGUAAUGUGCAGCAUGACUUCUUGGUGUGAUGGCAUUUGUGCUUUCUUUUGGUCAUGGAGUGCAAGGGAUCUUGAGGGUGUCGUACAUAGAUGUUGCUGCCGUGAGAGCACCAUAUUGUGUGCUAGAAUACAUAUAAUUCGUAAAAUGCGUGAAACGUUGAGAGAAUGAUCUGCAUCAGGACAUGCUUGCCAUUCACUAGCCUUUGGAGGCAAGUUGCUGUUUUUUUUGUUUGUUUUUUUUUGUUUGUGGCUCUCAAAAAAAGAAAGAAAAAAAAGUAAUGGAUUUCUGUGUGUGUUGACAGCAGACAAUAGGUGCUUAAGAAUAGCAAAUCUGGUUGCCAUGUAUCCGGAUAGACAGCUGUAUGGCAUGCCAUUUAUGUGCUUGUGCGUUUCGGAACAACUGUUGCAACCCUGCCCCCCUAUAGCCAAUAGACAUUCUUUCGUGCAGCUGGGAGUUGGAACGGGUAUACUUCUCUCUUCCAUGCUGUUGUGCUCAACCGUUGGUGUAUCUGUGCACAGUGGAAAGAAACAAACUUAAGAGCGGGUGGCAGACAUCCUAUGGAACAUGCUGUACAGUGAUGAUUUUGUUAUCUCAAAUCUUGUUAGACCUCUUUCUUCCUUUUCUCCAUAGUGGGCGUAGGUUGUCUGCAGAUUCUCUGGCUUAAAGCACUUUCGCGGAUUAUUUCAAGGAAUAUCAGUGUAAGGAACCUUCUGUACAGCUAUUUAAUGUUGAUAGUCUUGGCUCUUCACUGAAUAUUAUUUUGUUGCAAUGUUCUAUGGAGAAACACACAAAAACUUGUCUUGUUGGGCCCUGGCUCUUUUUUUUUCUUCUCCCAUGUGCUGUGGACCAUGACGAUGUGUGAAGCGAAUUGCUGGUAUAUAUAUAUAUAUAUAUAUAUAAAUAUGUAUAAUGUGUAUAUGUAUAUUGCUAGGUACAAGAACUUUUUGCUGUUUGAAAUGGCCGUGUUGGUGUUGUCCUCAUCAUUUAACUUUUCCUGUUGCAGGAAGGGUAGAUUGAGAUCAUUUUGUGCAUCGGGCAUUUUGUUUUCUUUACCAUCAUUUUUUUGUUUGUUUUCAUGAGAACAGAGUCUUGUACAGUUUUUUAUAGUGUGUCAUUUGCUGUUUGUUGUUGACCAUCGUCUAGAAACAAAGAAAAAAAAAACAAAGCAAAGAGUACAACUCUCACCGUGUAACUAAAUAGGUCACAUAACGCAUACACAUUCAACCAGCUCUGUUUGUUCACUACAUGAGGGUUCCAUAUAUCCUUUCCAAAUGCAGUAAAAUUGGGGGAAAUACAGUUCAGUACCUGUUGAUGGAAGUGUUGCAUCCGCCGGGUUAAGCCCUUUCGCGUUCCACUAGGAGUGUACUUGCGCCAGACGACUCUUCAGCCACUGGCUGUGUGACAUACAUUCUUGCAGGAAAGGAGAAACCUACUGCCAUUGAUAAUUACCUUAUUUCUUUCCAAACCAGUCUUCACUGUAGGAAUUUGUUCCAGAUUCCGUAAUUAUACUAAAUCUAGUGAUGCAGAAUAAUUCCAUGCCACCGAAUCCAAAAAGAUGAGAAAAUGAUGUAUGGAUCUUAAAAAAAAAAUAUAUAUAUAUAUAUAUACUUCUCUUUCCUUGAGGGCCGAGUUUCUCGUUUGAAUCGUUCAGUCUCUCGGAGGACAAAAAAAAAGAAAAGUUGUUAGAUGUGCACAUAACUUUUGUCAGUGUAAGAGGAGUUUAUCGCAAGAGGCAGGGAGUGAUCCGUGUAACAAUAAAAGCUUUUAGUCUUAAUAACGUUGCAGUAACUGUUGAUUUUGGUUUAUGCUUUCAGAUGUGAAGGGCCACGAAUAGCUCCGACAUCAUGACUGUCGUUUUUCCAAUCGGUGUAGAGAACUGUGUAAACUCUAGUUGUAUCUUGAAGUUUGGUGCAACUUCUCUUGAACAGCUCGUUGCAAAUGUGACCAUUUUGAAAGGCCUGUGAAAUGGGGUGCUUAGUCUGACUGUCACUGUACCUGGAUUUAAUCUGAGCUUCUCAAUGUGGCACCCUGGAACACAUGUCCACUUUCCCAUGUAAUGUCCUAUUAAUGUGUAUGUUUCACUUAGGCCUGGUAGGUUCUUACCACCCAUCAGCCACAUCUGGUAGGAAACCGAGGCAAUAGCAGUGUCUUGAGAUGUUAAGGUACAAAGCUAUUUUCCUCUGGACACUAUUAAUUGGAGUGUAAUCUCAAGUGUAAAGUAGCUAACAGCAGUAUUGGCAUAGAGCCUAUCUCUCUCACAAUCUGAUAGGCAAAGUUUGUAGUCUGGUGGAAUAAAUACUCUUGCAACUUA
This is a messenger RNA of Ornithodoros turicata, 5344 nucleotides long. RefSeq names its product INO80 complex subunit D-like. The transcript has 11 exons. Bases 116 to 2887 code for a protein of 923 amino acids. NCBI's taxonomy places the organism in Eukaryota, Metazoa, Arthropoda, Arachnida, Ixodida, Argasidae. The record is from RefSeq and is a predicted model, not a curated record. Gene Ontology annotation, cellular component: nucleus.